AAAUUCUAAAAGAAUUCCUCCUUAUUCCGGUAAAACAUCGUUAACCCAACUUAAGGAGAUUAUCGGUGUAAAUUGGGCCGAGUGGAUAAAACAAUGCCGACAAAUUCUAACGAUUUUGAUACUAGACGAAAUUCAAAUGAUAUUCAAACAAGAGCGUGGUAUUGACGAAAGUAGUGAAACGGUGCGGAUGUAUUCUGGAAAACUGACUUUCGACUCCUGUCGAGAUACCACCAUAGAUCUUGUGGAUAUCAAAUUCAUCGUCGAGGAGUCAAAAGGAUGUGUUGAAAGGUACUGCAGAAAACACUUCCGAUUAGCCCUCAGGACAUCUCAGACUUUAGUCGAUAUAUUCAAAAACGACAGAGGGACAUGUGGGUUUGGUUUUUCACAUAUUGCGAUAUACAAAAAACGAAAUGGAGCGACGGAUUCGGGAAAAUGUGUUGAUUUUCAAAGACAUUUUUACGUUCAUGAAUUCAUGUGUACGACGAUUGAUCGAUGCUGUGCUUCACCCAAAGUCAAAAGUCUUUCUCCUGAACAAUUGCAAAUAUGCCAAAUGGCUUACACAAAUAAGGAGAUGUCUUUCAAUCCUGACAAUAUCAGCAUUCAGCGUUUAGUCAAGUCUGGAAUUCUUGUGGUUGAUGGUGAACAUCUAUUUUUUUCGGCACCUCUUAUGAAACGAUCAUUUUUCCAGCAACAAUGUGCAAUCGACAAAAUGGAAAAAUUUCAGAGAGACGCUUGGAUUUGGAGCCGAUGGACGCCUUUUAGAAGCUUUUUAAGAGAUAGUAGGGAUAUGGCCGAGCAUAGUAGGAGGUUUGAAACUGCAGGAGAAAAUGAAGAGAUUGUUAGAUAUGCAAAGAGUAUAGCUAUUAUUGAUAUUCGCAGUGAAUCAAAAAAGAUUCGAAAACUGCAUAAGGAUUUCAUACACGUAUCAUGCUUCGAAGAUUAUGUCACGUUCAAGAUAGAAUGUUUGGACAAAGAACCUUUGAUCGUUAAGAUUCAAGAUUAG
Messenger RNA from Ambispora gerdemannii, 1003 nucleotides. Lineage: Eukaryota; Fungi; Glomeromycota; Glomeromycetes; Archaeosporales; Ambisporaceae. The record is from the annotation of a GenBank genome assembly.